GGGCUGGGCGUGUGCCGCGGCCGCCGGCGGGGCGCGCUCCCGCUCCGCUCCCCUCCCGCUCCCCCCGCACGCACAUUGUCCGGGCGGCGGCGGCGGCACAGCGCCCCGGCGCCCCGUGCCAAUGCGGGGCGGGCGCGGCACGCCGGGGGCGCCUCCACCACCGCGGUGGAAACUUCCCCUCGCCGCCGGGCCGACGCGCGGCUGAAAGCCCCCGGCGGGGAGGAGCGGAGCGGAGCGGGGAUUCGCCCGCCUGGGGUGGGGUGGGGGGGGGCGCCUCGUCUAGUUUGGUUUUUCCUCCGUUGGAAGGGAAAAAAAAAGCAAAUAAUACUGUUACCUGGCUUUAAACUUCUGCGCCCCGCUCUCCAGGACGCGCAUCCCGCCCGGCGGGGUGGACGAGCCGGUGGUGGUGCUCCUGGAAGUCCUGAGCUGGGGUCAGCUGGAAGAUGACUGAAUACAAGCUGGUGGUGGUGGGAGCAGGUGGUGUUGGGAAGAGUGCUUUGACGAUACAGCUCAUUCAGAACCAUUUUGUUGAUGAGUAUGACCCUACGAUAGAGGAUUCCUACAGAAAGCAAGUGGUCAUCGAUGGAGAGACCUGCUUGUUAGACAUCUUGGACACCGCAGGGCAAGAGGAGUACAGUGCCAUGAGAGACCAGUACAUGAGAACAGGGGAAGGAUUCCUGUGUGUCUUUGCCAUCAACAACACCAAGUCCUUUGAAGAUAUUCACCAGUACAGGGAGCAGAUCAAGAGGGUGAAAGACUCAGAUGAUGUUCCUAUGGUGCUGGUGGGGAAUAAAUGUGACCUACCAGCCCGGACAGUGGAGACCCGGCAAGCGCAGGACCUGGCCCGGAGUUACGGGAUCCCCUACAUAGAAACAUCUGCCAAAACCAGACAGGGCGUUGAGGAUGCCUUCUACACCUUGGUGCGGGAAAUCCGUCAGCAUAAACUGCGCAAGCUGAAUCCCCCGGAUGAGAGCGGCCCUGGCUGCAUGAACUGUAAAUGUGUGGUAUCGUGACUAUGCUGACUGGACCGUGUCUUGGAGAGGUUCCCGCUGUGCAGUGCGCAAGGACAGAGGUGAAGCGAAGGAAGAAGCAAAUGGAUUCAGAGGAGGAAUAUGGGGGAGGGGUAGAGGAGGAGGAAGAGGACAGGGUGAGCAUGAGCCCUCCAAGGACUAUCUCGCACUUCACCCAAGCCUGCGGCAAACAACAUUUUUUCUUUUUUUAUCCCCAUCCCCUCAUCCUUUGGCCUCCUCCCACCCCGGCAACUGUACAAAGCCACAGAUUGAAUCACAGUAAAUUAUUAUUUGAUGGUCUCGACAAA
Molecule: messenger RNA, 1318 nt
Organism: Myiozetetes cayanensis
Lineage: Eukaryota; Metazoa; Chordata; Aves; Passeriformes; Tyrannidae
Gene: HRAS
Product: HRas proto-oncogene, GTPase
Exons: 6
Coding region: 444-1013 (189 amino acids)
Biological process (GO): Ras protein signal transduction
Cellular component (GO): plasma membrane
Molecular function (GO): GTPase activity; GTP binding; GDP binding
Source: RefSeq, a predicted model, not a curated record